Necator americanus (New World hookworm) is the source of this 636-nucleotide messenger RNA. RefSeq lists its product as uncharacterized. The coding region runs from base 1 to 636 and encodes 211 amino acids. Lineage: Eukaryota; Metazoa; Nematoda; Chromadorea; Rhabditida; Ancylostomatidae. The transcript has a single exon. The record is from RefSeq and is a predicted model, not a curated record.
AUGGUGCAGCAGGCGAACGUUGUCGAGCUUCGGGUGCUCCUUGCGAAUCUUGUCGGCCAGUCUCUGCAGUUCAGCACAGUAGAUCUCGGCAGUAACUGUCGUGUUGUCCGGCAGCAGUUCGAAGCAGUAUAUUCCAUUAAGUCCCCACCAAGCGCUCAGCAUGACCUUCUUUUCAUGGAUUUCACCUUUCACGAAAGGACCCGGCAUUUCAUUGCCAGCGUACCACGCACGUUUGUGGGUGUGGUUGACGUAGAGGACCCAUUUUUCAUCUCCAGUGACAAUGGUGUCCAGCCAGUCGAAUCUGCGGCUUCUGGAGAGCAGCUGAGUGCAGACGUCCAGCCGUCUACGGCGGCUGCCGUCGUUCAAUGCAUGUGGGAGCCACUGAACGAGCUUUUUCACCGUUCCGAGAGAUCGCAGUCCAUUGCUCAGGAUGGACAAGGAACAGCCAAGACUGGCAGACAAUAUCACACACCUUCAUAUGGAUGCUGCUCCGCCAGAUUCUUCAGUUCGUCGAACGACAUUGCAGUCGGUCGACCAGGGCGAGGCUCAUCUUCAAGUUUCUUGUUUCUGGCUUUGAAGUGCUGGAACCAGGCGCGCACAGACCGCUCAGAAGGGGCUUCAGUGCCGAAUACUUGA